UUCCCCCGGCCCCGGAUCUGCCCCCACUGGCCACUGCCGGCUGCCUGCGCCGCCGCCCAGAUCCACCGAUCCGCGCACCCGCAUGUAUAAAUACGAGCGCGCACCGCCGCGCUUCCAUCCCUGCUCUGUUCAUGGUCGAUCGAGAGUCUAGCUAGCGAGGCCUUGGUUCUUGGUAGUGUGUGUUUUCCAGUCUGUCUCAAACUAGCUGCCUGCUGCAUUAUCGUAUCCUCCAAAGGGGUUGCUAGCUGUGAUCACGGCGCGUAUGCGCGCGCGCGGCUAGCGUGGAGCUGAAGGGGAGGUGAAGCGAUGGAGCUGGAGCUCGGGCUCGCGCCGCCGAACCCGCACGGCCUCCUCGGCGGUGGCUGCGGGAAGAGGGUGUUCGGCGGGGCCGAGAAGGCCACGCUCCCGCUCUUCGUGCGCGAUGGGGGCGGCGGCGGCGACGACGGCAACCGCGACGUCCUCGACCAUGAACCGAGCAACAAGAGGAAGAGGCUCGUGGGGUGGCCGCCGGUGAAGUGCGCGCACCGGCGAAGCUGCGGCGGCGGGGCCGGGUACGUGAAGGUGAAGAUGGAAGGGGUGGCCAUCGGGCGGAAGGUGGACGUGUCCCUCCACGCCUCGUACGAGGAGCUGCUCCGCACGCUCGCCCGCAUGUUCCCGUCCGCCGCCAACAAAGGUGCCGAGGAGGAGAGGGAGGUGGCCCAGCACGAGCGCCGCCGUGGCCACCCCUACGCGGUGACCUACGAGGACGGCGAGGGAGACUGGCUGCUCGUCGGAGACGUGCCAUGGGAGGCCUUUGCGAAGUCGGUGAAGCGGCUCAAGAUCCUCGCGUAGCUGACGGCACACGUACGCCAGCAGCUACGUGUGCCGUGUGUGUCUCAUAAUAUGGCUUGGCUAGCUCACUCUCAAUAAUGAUAGUAUUGUCCUCUCUGUGCAUCAGACCAGUGCGUGUAUUUUUGCUCGUCUCGGUGGGUUCAGACUUGAGAGCAUGACGAGAGCAUACAGCUUGCUAUAGCUACUAUAGUCUACCACUACGCACUAGCUGUUAGCGAUCUUAUCUCGUCACGCUGCACCGAGUUGUUCGUGUAAUCUCGUGUCAAAGGUUUCGUCUGCGUCCAGUCCAAAAUAGCCAGCCACUCGGUCCUCGUUGUGACGACCGUAUACGUGUACGGUCGUCGUCUGUGGCCGGCCGGGUUAGGGUCGUCUAGUUAAGCCUGUUCACGUACUGCUAGUAGUGUUUGAGGUUUCAAUCCCAUUGGGUCUCCUUGCUGGUUUUCAAAUGCAUGGGUUAAACGUGUCGCAACUAA
Setaria italica (foxtail millet) is the source of this 1304-nucleotide messenger RNA. RefSeq names its product auxin-responsive protein IAA20. The transcript is spliced from 3 exons. The record is from RefSeq and is a predicted model, not a curated record. Gene Ontology annotation, molecular function: protein binding. Gene Ontology annotation, biological process: regulation of DNA-templated transcription. Gene Ontology annotation, cellular component: nucleus. The coding region runs from base 307 to 831 and encodes 174 amino acids. Lineage: Eukaryota; Viridiplantae; Streptophyta; Magnoliopsida; Poales; Poaceae.